CUUAAGAUGAUAUGUGGGAAAGAAUCUGCCGUUGACGAAUUGGCUCAAUGAACCAGGAAAAUGAGUGAUUAUCGUGCGCUGCUGUUGACUAUUUCGAAUCAUUUGACGUCUUCAGAUGUAGAUGGGCUUAAAUAUCUCUGCCGAGAAGUUAUUCCAGCCGGACGCGCAGAGAAAAUUACUCGUGCAUUCGAGUUCUUCUCCGAGCUCGAACGCCUGAACUUGCUUUCGGAAGAGAAUCGAGAUUUCUUGGCUUCAAAACUGAUUGCUAUCAAUAGGAAUGAUCUGAGGAAUAAGCUGUUAGGGAUUCAAGAAAACCAUAGUGUUUCACAGAGGAGUCAUGGACCAGUAGCGUCACAGCCAAGUGUACCAAAUAGCUGGGAUAACAAGCCUAUUCCUGAAGAAUUAGUUUAUGAUCUUGUUGAAGAUCUGAGCGUAAGCUGGAAAAUGUUGGGAAGGCGUCUCGGCCUAGCAGAAGGUGUCAUAAGCAACAUUGACUCAGAACAUCAGAAAGUUGUAGAAAAAGGUGUGGCAAUGUUUGAAGUGUGGAAAAGCAGAAAAACUGGUGAUGCAACAAUGAAAGCAUUACGGAAAGGCCUUGAGCUUAUAGGAAGACGAGAUUUGUCGGAGAGAGUCAGAGAUUUUGCACUGAAGAAGCUGCAAGAAGAAAUGGAUGCUGCUGUGGAACAUGAACAUCAGAUUGAAACAGCAGAACAAAGGCCUUUUCCAAGCUUCAAUGACGUGGCCCAUGCUUUGCCAAGUUAUCCUCCGCAACAUUUCCCUGGAGAGCAAACUGGGGAUAGUAGCCUGAGACCACUUCCACCCGACCAAUCUGGUUGGACUCCAUCAAAUCAAAACUUUCCACCUUUCUCUGCUCCACCGGUCGCCACAGGUGGUUUGGAUCCAUCCAAUCAAAUAUUUUCCUUCACGGCAGAACAGAAGCCUUUUGCAAACUUAAUUGUUGAGGGCCAUGCUUCACCAAAUUAUUCAUCACAACAAUUCCCUGGAAUGCAAAACUUUUCAUCUUUUUCUGCCCCGCCAGUCGCUACAAGUGGUUUGGAUCCAUCCAAUCAAGUAUUUUCCUUCACAGCAGAACAGAGGCCUUUUGCAAACUUCAGUGAUGUGGGCCAUGCUUCACUAAAUUAUCCUCCUCAACAAUUCCCUGAAAGGCAAAACUUUCUACCUUUCUCUGCCCCGCCAGUCGCCGCAAGUGGUUUGGAUCCAUCCAAUCAGAGACUUCCACUCUGGACCCACUCUUUAACCCCAGCAUUCCCAUCUGUUAGUGCAUCUCAAAGGCCCCCAGUGCCUCCAACUGUUGGCAAUGUAGCACCCCAAGCAAGUAUGGCUGCCUCGGGUUACAGUAAUCCUUCUCCUUCUAUCCCCACAGCUUCUGUAACAGGUCAGCUUCGUCCUUCCAGUGAUGCAAUAAAUCAAAGGUCACAGGCUGCUUCAACUCGCGCCAACCCAUCCCUUCGUUACCCUGUACAAAUCUCUCAACCCAGCAUGGACCCAGCUGCCUCAGGAUUCAGCAAUCCUCAACCUUCCAUCCCCACUGAAGCUGUGGCAGGUCAGAGUAAUCCUCCCAAUAAUGCAUCAAAUCAGAGGCUACAUACUGAUUCAACACUGGCUGACCCAUCCCUUCCUUAUCCGGUGGAAAUCUCUCAACCCAGACUUGACCCAGCUGCUUCAGGAUUCAGUAAUCCUCAACCUUCCCUCUCCACAGGAGCUGUAGCAGGUCAGAGUAAUCCUCCCAAUAAUGCAUCAAAUCAGAGGCUACAUACUGAUUCAACACUGGCUGACCCAUCCCUUCCUUAUCCGGUGGAAAUCUCUCAACCCAGUGUAGGAAAUCCCUCUCUUCAAUCUCCUCCUCUAGCUUCUCCAUCUGGAAAUGAACUUCUGGUAGACUUGACGUCAACAGAUGCUGAAGAACAGGAGCCUCCUGGUUCAACUUCAAGACAGAUGCUGCAGCCCCCUGCGCCAUGGGGGUCUGCUGGACAGGAUGUCAAAGAUCAUCCUUCUAAUGGAGGAAUGGAUGGCUCAGUGAAUGCUGAUCUCAAAGCACAGCUUUCCACUAAUGGUAACUAUUUGGAUCCUGAGAAGUAUGACCCUAUCAAAUUGAUAGGGUCUGGAGGUUUUGCCAAGGUGUACCUCUGUCAGUGCAGAAAGACUGGCAAAAGAAUGGCUGUUAAGAUGUGUGAUCUUGGUACAAACCACAGUGAAACUCAAAAGCAAACAAAAGCAGUUGAAAAUGAAGUUAAAGUUCUUUCAGCUGUGAAGCACAAAUUUAUUGUGCAGUUCUUCUACACAGAGAAAAAUCGAAAUACCAUGUUGUUGUUUCUGGAGUACAUGGAAGGGGGUUCUUUGGAGGACAUGCUAAGAUAUAAAGGGCCCUUGGAUGAACUGCUUGUCAGGAAGUUUACCUGGCAAAUCCUUAUUGGACUUGAAUUCCUCCACAACAAUGGAAUUAUCCACAAGGAUAUCAAAGGUGCAAAUAUUCUGCUAGACAGGCAACAACAAAACAUAAAAAUUGUGGACUUUGGUAUCUCAAAAGUCAUGACUGUACUGAAAACUGUCACAGGGGGAAGGAUGACUAAGGGUAACGUGGCUUCUUUUCAUUGGACAAGCCCGGAAAUGCUUUCUGACCAACCCUAUGGAAGGAAAACUGAUAUUUGGAGUGUGGGUUGCACAGUGGUCGAAAUGCUGACAACCAAACCGCCUUUGUUUGAUGACCACUUAGAGAUGCCGACCAAAAUGUUUAAGAUCGUCAACCACCAAGUAGAACCACCAAAGGACUGUACAUCCUUAGCUUUUGGAUUUCUUAAGAAAUGUCUCAGCAAGCAAGAAGUUCGUCCCACUGCUACGGUGCUGUUGAAAGACGAUCCUUUCGUGCAGUUUUCACCAGAGGAAAUGAGGGCAGUUUUUUGAAUGUCUCGGCAGAGAAGGCUUGACCGCGUUGGUUGUGAUAAUGUGUUAGGUCGUGUUAUUGAGACUUGACUUCAAGAAACUGUAUCUUGUGUAACAAGAACUACAUGAUCAGUUGAUCAGUUACGACAUAUUUAAGACGUACGGGAUCCAUCUGUGCGUUGACAAUUUUUGGAUGCUCUUUGAUCUCGACUCAAGGAAUGAAAUUCGUUGCCAAAUAUCUUUUUUAAUGAGAUGAAGAACGACCACCAUGGAAAAGUAAUUUUUAUUUCGCGGUGGAAAGAAAUUAAUGGGAUUUGUUAUCGAGAGACGCUAGGCAGCGUAGCCCCUACCUCCCAACACCUGAUUCGUAGCUCUCACUUCCAAGGACCAUAUAUUUCUUUGUAAAUUAUUGAAGAGAAUUGGGUAUUCUAUCAAGUUUGUAUUCUC
Molecule: messenger RNA, 3348 nt
Organism: Stylophora pistillata
Lineage: Eukaryota; Metazoa; Cnidaria; Anthozoa; Scleractinia; Pocilloporidae
Biological process (GO): signal transduction; regulation of apoptotic process; protein phosphorylation
Molecular function (GO): ATP binding; protein binding; protein kinase activity
Source: RefSeq, a predicted model, not a curated record